Seriola dumerili (greater amberjack) is the source of this 1818-nucleotide messenger RNA. RefSeq names its product deoxyhypusine synthase (gene dhps). The transcript is spliced from 10 exons. NCBI's taxonomy places the organism in Eukaryota, Metazoa, Chordata, Actinopteri, Carangiformes, Carangidae. Gene Ontology annotation, biological process: peptidyl-hypusine biosynthetic process. Gene Ontology annotation, molecular function: deoxyhypusine synthase activity. Gene Ontology annotation, cellular component: cytoplasm. Bases 135 to 1232 code for a protein of 365 amino acids. The record is from RefSeq and is a predicted model, not a curated record.
GCUAACUUGCCGCAAGCGACUCGUGCGAUGUUUACAGAAAUACAAAUCUUUAAAACUGCCUUAGUUUGGUCUGGUAACAGCCAUUUACUACUCAACUACCUUAAUCAACUAACAGCUCUUCAAGAUUAGGAGAGAUGGCAGACCAUGCCCCUUCUGUUGCCAUGGAGGCCGUCCUCAAGCCCAGUUGCGACCUCCCAGAGGACAUGCCGAAGAUCAAAGGCUACGACUUCAACCAGGGGGUCAAUCUGCAGGCAGUGCUGAAGUCCUACCUUACCACGGGCUUCCAGGCCAGCAGCUUUGGCUUGGCCGUCCAGGAGAUCAACCACAUGAUAGAGAAGCGUCUUGAGCCAGUGGAGGCAGGUGAAGGAAAUGAGAAUAAAGAGUCUGGUGAAUCCCCCAAAAACUCAGGCUGCACCAUCUUCCUGGGCUACACCUCCAACCUCAUCAGCUCCGGAGUCAGGGAGAGCAUCCGUUACCUGGCAGAGCACAAAAUGGUGGAUGUCAUUGUUACCACAGCUGGAGGCAUUGAGGAGGAUUUGAUCAAGUGUCUGGCUCACACAUAUUUGGGAGACUUCAGCCUGCCUGGCAAGGAGCUCCGUCUGAGAGGGAUUAACAGAAUAGGGAACCUAUUGGUGCCCAAUGAUAACUACUGUAAGUUUGAAGACUGGCUGAUGCCCAUCCUGGACCAGAUGUUGCUGGAGCAGAAGACAGAGGGCACCCAUUGGACUCCCUCCAAAAUGAUCCAUCGGCUUGGCAAGGAGAUCAAUAAUACUGACUCUGUCUAUUACUGGGCAUACAAGAAUAACAUUCCAGUGUUCAGUCCUGCUCUGACAGACGGCUCUCUUGGUGACAUGAUCUACUUCCACUCUUAUAAGAACCCCGGCUUGGUAUUGGACAUAGUGGAAGAUAUCCGCAGGUUGAACAGCCAGGCAGUGUUUGCCAAAAGAACGGGAAUGAUCAUCCUGGGAGGAGGGCUGGUCAAACAUCACAUAGCUAAUGCUAAUCUCAUGAGGAAUGGAGCCGACUAUUCAGUGUAUGUAAACACGGGUCAGGAGUUCGAUGGCUCAGACUCUGGGGCCAGACCUGAUGAGGCCAUAUCCUGGGGCAAGAUCAGAACAGAUGCAAAACCUGUCAAGGUGUAUGCAGAUGCCUCUUUAGUCUUCCCUCUGAUAGUGGCCGAGACCUUCGCUCUCCACGCCGACAAGCUGACCGCUGGCAAGAAAACAGAUUAAACGGUUGCCUCCUUAAAUGCUCUGUUAGAAACAACAAGCUGCUUUGGUGCUCUGGUUCUUCCUUUGUUUGUCUAAUUGAACAUAUGAGUUUGAUCUAAUGAACCUUUCCAUUGAAAAUACAUGGUUACGACUUGGCAACUUUAAGAGGCGGCAUUGUGAUGUUGUCAUACAUACAAUGCUGCAAUUGAACUCCUUGGUGAAUGGGAAGCAAUGUUGAGGGUUUCCUGUCUUAAUGCUUUCCAUACAAAUAUUUACUUGUUUAAACAAGUACAGUUUUUUUUCUCUCUAUCCUGACAGCUGAAAUCGCAUGUGUAGCAUGCUAUAGCAUGCACCAGAGACACUGCAGAGAAUGCAUCAGGUUUUAGCUGGGAGUGUGUGUCUGUCUCUGUGUGUGUAUGCGUGUGUAUGUGGUGGUGGUGGUGGGGGGGGGGUGUUAAUUUAUUCCAGUUCAGCUGUGGCAGUUGCAUCACUUGAAUAUUACCUUAUUGCUUCUCAGAUUUUAUAUUAUCUCAAUCUUACUGUUACUGUUCCAGGAUGAAAGAUGAUGAUAUGGAAUGAUGAUAAUAAAUCUUUCAGUAAUCAUUUC